Rotaria sp. Silwood1 is the source of this 735-nucleotide messenger RNA. Lineage: Eukaryota; Metazoa; Rotifera; Eurotatoria; Philodinida; Philodinidae. The record is from the annotation of a GenBank genome assembly.
AUGGUUCUUCAUCUUGUCACACUUCUCUCCCAUCUAAUGAUCAAUCAUCCAGUGAUUGUGGUCGGUCAUGAUUUUGGGACAGUGCCUGCUUCUCGAUUCGCUCUCUAUGAACCACAACGUGUUCAAGCUCUUAUUCUUCUGAGCGUUGGCUAUCGUCCGCCUGGCCCUCCGAGCAUCAGUCAAACUGCUGAUGUCGUCAACGAGAUAGUCGGCUAUGAUAUAUUUGGCUAUGCGAAAUUUUUCGGUUUGGAUUCAGAUGCGGCUCAGCUCAUUGAAAAGAAUGCGAACAGCUUUCUUGAUCUCGCGUACCCGCCUACAGAUGAUGCUCUUACUCUUUGGCGUUCGAAUUUUUCUCCCACAGGUAAACUAAAAGAAUGGCUUUUGGAAGGUAGACGCUUGCCUCGUCGCGCAUCUUAUUUAUCCGACACUGACUAUCACGUUUAUCUUGGCUAUAUCUUGGAAGGAAUGAAGCCAAAACUAAACUGGUAUACGGCUCAGUUGAACAAUAUUAACGAAGAAGAUGAACGAUAUUUAGAUCCUAAUUUACAAAUGCCAUGUCUCUUCAUUGGUGGUCUACGGGAUGCUGUCGGUGUUCCUGUAUUAUUUGCUGCUCAAAAACAAUAUAUGACGCAAUUGACGGUACUCGAAAUGAACGCUACUCAUUGGAUUAUGGAAGAGAUGCCCCAAGAAGUCAAUGAAGCUAUUGAGAAAUGGGUCAUGACUACUUUGAAAUAA